GGCAAUCACAGAGCUCACCUUGUUUGCUGUGGUUCUUUCAGGGGUUACUCAUCUCUACUCCCCAGUGUCUAGUGUCUGGGAACAUUGUUUCAUAUAUUUUGACCAGUUUUUUUAUUAGGUUGGUGCAAAAGUAAUUGCAGUUUGAUUUCAAGCUACUGGAUACAUUCAUUUCCUGUUACUCCACCUUGGGCAAGAUGGCUUUUUCAUAUUUUAGCAUUUUUAAAACCAUAUUUAGAUUUAACUACCAAAUUUUUAGAUGGGUGAUCAGGGCAAACCUCUAUGAAGAGCAGGUGGCUUUUAUAAUGAGAAAGGAUGGAAGGAAUAGAGCUAGUCAUGUGAAGAAUUGAAAGAAGAGAGUUCUAGACAGAGGGAACAGUAUGUGUAAAAGCCUCAGGUGAUAAAGAACUGGGUGUCUCUUCAGAACAGAUGGAAGGCUAGUUAGUGUUGCUGUACUGUAUCUAGUCAGGUGAAGAAUGGUGCCUGCUGAGGUUGGAGUGAUCAACAGAGAUUUGGGCUUGACCAUGACCAUUGGUUCAAAGCAUUAAGAAUGGGCAUGGUGAGAGCAGUUAGGAGCCUCCUUCAGGAGUCCAUGUGGGUGAUGAUGGCAACCUCGAACAGAAAGGUCAGAAUGAAUGAACAACUGGAGCUUCACCAGAUACAAGGCUCAUUAGAAAACAUCAGCUCAACAGCUUCCCAGGAGAACAAAAAGAUAGCCAUGGUCGAAGGCCUUCAGGUCACAGUGCCCGACAAGAAGAAGGUGGCCAUGCUCUUCCAGCCCACUGUGCUUCGCUGCCACUUCUCAACAUCCUCCCAUCAGCCUGCAGUCGUGCAGUGGAAGUUCAAAUCCUACUGCCAGGAUCGCAUGGGAGAAUCCUUGGGCAUGUCCUCUACCCGGGUCCAAUCUCUCAGCAAGAGAAACCUGGAAUGGGACCCCUACUUGGAUUGUUUGGACAGCAGGAGGACUGUUCGAGUAGUAGCUUCAAAACAGGGCUCGACUGUCACCCUGGGAGAUUUCUACAGGGGCAGAGAGAUCACGAUUGUUCAUGAUGCAGAUCUUCAAAUUGGAAAGCUUAUGUGGGGAGACAGCGGACUCUAUUACUGUAUUAUCACCACCCCAGAUGACCUGGAGGGGAAAAAUGAGGACUCAGUGGAAUUGCUGGUGUUGGGCAGGACAGGGCUGCUUGCUGAUCUCUUGCCCAGUUUUGCUGUGGAGAUUAUGCCAGAGUGGGUGUUUGUUGGCCUGGUGCUCCUGGGCGUCUUCCUCUUCUUCGUCCUGGUGGGGAUCUGCUGGUGCCAGUGCUGCCCUCACAGCUGCUGCUGCUAUGUCCGCUGCCCAUGCUGCCCAGAUUCCUGCUGCUGCCCUCAAGCCUUGUAUGAAGCAGGGAAAGCAGCAAAGGCCGGGUACCCUCCCUCUGUCUCCGGUGUCCCCGGCCCUUACUCCAUCCCCUCUGUCCCUUUGGGAGGAGCCCCCUCAUCUGGCAUGCUGAUGGACAAGCCGCAUCCACCUCCCUUGGCACCAAGUGACUCCACUGGAGGAAGCCACAGUGUUCGCAAAGGUUACCGGAUCCAGGCUGACAAAGAGAGAGACUCCAUGAAGGUCCUGUACUAUGUUGAGAAGGAGCUGGCUCAGUUUGAUCCAGCCAGAAGGAUGAGAGGCAGAUAUAACAACACCAUCUCAGAACUCAGCUCCCUACAUGAGGAGGACAGCAAUUUCCGCCAGUCUUUCCAUCAGAUGAGAAGCAAGCAGUUCCCUGUGUCUGGGGACUUGGAGAGCAAUCCUGACUAUUGGUCAGGUGUCAUGGGAGGCAGCAGUGGGGCAAGCCACGGGCCCUCAGCCAUGGAGUAUAACAAAGAGGAUCGAGAGAGCUUCAGGCACAGCCAGCCGCGCUCCAAGUCCGAGAUGCUGUCGCGGAAGAACUUCGCCACGGGGGUGCCGGCCGUUUCCAUGGACGAGCUGGCGGCCUUCGCUGACUCCUACGGCCAGCGGCCCCGUCGGGCCGACGGCAACAGCCACGAGGCGCGGGGCGGGAGCCGCUUCGAGCGCUCGGAGUCGCGGGCGCACAGCGGCUUCUACCAGGACGACUCCCUGGAGGAGUACUACGGCCAGCGCAGCCGCAGCCGCGAGCCCCUGACCGAUGCUGACCGCGGCUGGGCCUUCAGCCCAGCGCGCCGCAGACCUGCCGAGGACGCGCACCUGCCGCGGCUGGUGAGCCGCACGCCAGGCACCGCACCCAAAUACGACCACUCGUACCUGGGCAGCGCGCGGGAACGCCAGGCGCGGCCCGAGGGCGCUAGCCGCGGUGGCAGCCUGGAGACGCCAUCCAAGCGGAGCGCGCAGCUCGGCCCGCGCAGUGCCUCCUACUACGCGUGGUCGCCGCCCGGCACCUACAAGGCCGGCUCGUCGCAGGACGACCAGGAGGACGCAUCCGACGACGCGCUGCCGCCCUACAGCGAGCUGGAGCUGACCCGCGGCCCGUCCUACCGCGGCCGCGACCUGCCCUACCACAGCAAUUCGGAGAAGAAGAGGAAAAAGGAGCCCGCCAAGAAAACCAAUGACUUUCCAACCAGGAUGUCCCUUGUGGUCUGAUGUUGUCGACAUUUCUCUGGAUAAUGAGAAAUCAGACAUGGACUACGGGGACAAGACACAAAUCCAAGAACCAGCAGGCCCAGGACCUUCUCUGGCCAUCACCUUGGAAGAUUUGCUGAUCUCUGCUUUGGCAAGGGAUGGCAGGCAGCCUUUAAGGGAGGCUGAUUUCAAACCUCUGUGUCCAUCUAACUAGUUUGAGAAGCUUACCAAGAAAGCAAGAAUGUGUGAGAACAUUCCUACAUACAGAGUUUCUCGACUAUAGCGUUUAUCCUGCCCAACCUCCUCCCUUAACAGAACCAGGACUCCAUUUACAAUUCUGAAAGAGAGUUAGCUCUGGACUGCUAAACUCCAGAGAUUGCCUAUGCCUACAAUAUGCUUUUCUAUACCUCCUGUGCUAUACUUAGAGACAGAAGAAUUUAUUACUACUAUUAGAAGGCCUUCUUCUGACAAGGGAAGAUAGCUUCAAGUCAAAAUAUACCUUUUAUCCCCAUCACUUUCCAGUCACUAGUCAAUGACUGUUGUUACACUAAAAUCAGAAGGCCUUUGGUGAGCUCAGUGACAGUGACCUCUGGGACAAUCACAGAAAUGACUUCAAUUUGCUGUUCUGAAUGACAAUUCUUAAGUGGCUAGGACAAAGCAAAAGCGAGUAUACCUUUUUGAAAAGCUGUCUAAGUGGUAUUUCCUUUUCCAUUCUGAGAACGUAAACUGCUUUUUCCUUUUCUGCUGCACAUGUCAAUAUCUGAGUCUUAGACAUUAAGGGCUCUUCUCUUUCUCCCCUCUCCUGGACUUCCCACAGGUUGGUGCCACACACAGAGCCCUGCCUCCCUCUGCACUCUGAUUAGAUUGUCAUCGGAUGCCUUGUGAUAAAUGCUUAAAAUACACACAUGAAAGAGAAGAGGGAGGAAAGAGGAGAAAGCAGUAAUGCAUAUAGAAAAGAAUGAGAAGGAAUUUAAAAGGGAAAUAACAUCAUCUCAUUAUAUUUUGAAUGUGGACCAUUUCACCCAGAAACUUCACUCAAUCUUUUCUGGUUUUGUGCUUCACUUACUGUUAAUUGUUUCUGCCAUCCCAGUUCUGCCAUUCUAGGACAUGGGGGAUGUGGAACAUACAGCAUUUGGCCUGACUAGACUGCCACUAUGGCUGUUGUCAGGAGAUUAGAGAUACUGCUUUCUCAGCAAGGAGUACUUCCUAUUCCCACCCUUGCCUAAAUGAUAGAUUUUGCCUAAAUCCCAAAGCUAGAUCUCUGGAUUUUAUCAUUUGUGUAGAUAGCAAAAAUGGCCACAAACUCUUUCCUUCUCAUCAAGAGGUGCCAUCUUUUUUCCAACCCCUUGAAUCUGGAGUUGGCUAUGUGAUUUGAUUUAGCCAGUAGCCCAACAAAUGUGACACAAGCAGAGACUUGAAAAGUUCUUGUGCAUGGGGCUUGUCCUCUUUUGCUGCUCUUGGGAACAUUGCAACUACCAUCAGGUGAACAAGCCUGGACUCUCCUGCUGCAUGACAAGAGAAAAGGGCCCAGUUACCCCUGUCACCCUAUCUGACAGCCCAUCAACUUCCAGCUGAUGCAGACAUGAGUGAGUCCAGGUGAUACCAAUAGAAGAACUGCCUAGCUGAACCCAGCCCAAAUUUCAGAUUCCUACUCGAGGCAUGAGAAGUUGAUGCAUUCUUUAUGUUCAUGUCUCUUUAAGAGCAAACCUGACUCAUUCUUGUCUGAAUGUUCAUCUCUGAACCUCUUACUCCAUCCACACUUGUGUUUCUCAUAGCCUCCACUAUUGUUGACAGAUUUUUAUCAAAGCUCUUCACCCUGCACCCUUGUGGGGUACAUGUUUGGGUCAGAUCAGUGGAGGAUAAUGCUUGACUUUGCUAUCCCUUAAUCCAGCAGUGGUUUCUUCCCUGUGUAUGGCUCUGUGGACAGCCUCUGAAGAUCUCUUCUUUACCAUCUUUUUGGUCUUCUCCAGAGCCAACCGACUGGAGCUAGACCCUAUUCUCGGAGUACCAUUCCUCUAGUAUCCAUUUGUACUCCAUGACAUUUCCAAAAAAAGUCCUAUGUUUGCAAUGAAAUAAAAAAGUGGCUGGGUGAGGGUCGGAGGGAUGAGCUGGUAUGUGUCAUUGCUUGGAGAACUGACCUACCAAAGGACUUCCCUGUUGCUUUGGCCAGUCCCAGAGAAAUCAGGAAAACAGUUGAACCCAGUGCUGGCACUUCCAAGGGCUGGAAGACACAAGCCAUAACCCUGGUGCUGAGUUUUAGACUUGCUGGUGUCCCUGGCCUCUGAAAGCCUAGGUCUAGCCUGUCUGUUUGGACCCCAGUUCAGAUGGAAAAGAUGAUAAAAAACAUUUCUUAGUCACCAGCUUUGGAUUUCAACUUGUUCAGGCAGUUUUGGAGAAUAUUGGGUAGCUGUGGUAGCUAUUAUCGCUUUAUACUGAGCACUGUGUCAGGCUUUUCACCACCAAAGAGCCUCAUAGCACCAGCUGCGGAGACCAAAAAUAAUGUUUUUUUAAAGCUACAGAUGUAUGAUUUUGGUGAAGGUUGAGGGUAGCAAUGGGAAAGAAUUAAAGAAUUAUUAAAAUUGGAAACCUGCAAUUCCAAAGACAACAAAACUACAGAUAGACUGAAAAGUACAAAGAAGAUAGCAGGCUACUGAAUUAACCUUGGGAGUUGGGACCAGGUUGUCCUUUGUAGAACUGGAUAAAUCAUUCAGACUUCCAGGCUUUCAGUAGAGAGAAAAAGCAGUUGUUUCUGGGUAUAUGGACAGGAGUUAAGGCUGAGUUGACAAGUCAAAGCUUGUUCUCAGCACCCCUGACUUUCCUCUACGUGUCCUUUUGUUUCUUCUCCCUUGAAUAGUGUGUCCUGCAUAGGAAAUGGUUUUAUUGUUAGCUUCUUUCCUAGGUCUUAAUUGGGGUACAAAGUAAAUCUUGUGUAAGACAUAAUCUCUGUCCACUAGGACCCCGUAAUUUAAUAGGGGAAAUAAGACAUGCUCAAGAAAGGAGAUUUUAUACAUAGAGUAUGAAAUAGUGCUAUGGAUCAAUUGUAAUAAAACCAGAGAUUUAGUUUUUUUAAAAACUUAAAUGAGAAUACUUUGAUAUUAAAGUGUUGUAUGUGUUUGUCCAUCGUCUUAUUUAAACAUAGACUCGGUGAUCUGAAAAGCCAAUACUCAAAAGUCUGAACUGAAAAGAGGUGAAUUAGGAUUGGGAAAGGGUGAGCAGCAGGGGUCCCAGAGGGAUGAUGCAUAAGCUGCUGUGCUUGCCUAUGAGUCACUACUGAGUCAGGAACACGCUGGAGGAGGGAGUGUGGAUGCAGGUGGCAAGGAGGUGUCCCCUGGUAGAUGAGCUGCUUCUCUAGGCCAUGCAUGGAUUCAUUAGGAAGUUGGAGAGUUGAAGACAAUGGCCAUGGACCUGGUGCAUGUCAGCUAUUCCAUUCAAGCACGUUCACAGGGGAGCUCAGCAUGGCUGCUCCUGGGGCUCAGUUCUGCGGCUGUGAGUGCUGCUGCCCAUAUUCACCAACACAGGGCAGGUCUCACGGAGAUGCUAGCCCUCACAUCCCCCUUUUCAUGAUCCUCACUGUGCACUUGACAUAGGAUUAGGCAUACUGGAGAUGGGAAAAGGCUGCCACCCAAACCCAAGGCACCUGACCACAUCUGUAAAUAUUUCUGAAUAGUCCACAAAAUUUCACAUAGGCAGUCUGAUUAGAUCUUGCCUUUGAGAGAAGCUGAAGUCACAGAUACUGUUGUAAUUUACCACCGCCCCCGACCCAAUUUUUUUUUAAUAGGUGAAGAAACCAUCACUGCCAUUAAUGAAGUCACAAACCUAUUAGGUCUUUAGACUCCCAACCUCUGGAUCUUUUCUGCUGAUUAGUGUUUCCCAAAAUUGCCUAACCAUAAGAAUUAACUUGAUAGCUGCUGUUAAAAAGGUAUUGUUGGACCCUGCCUUGGAGAUUGAUUGGGUGGGUCUAGAGCCAGAAUUUAUAUUUUUAAUAUGCAUUCCAGGUGACUCCUGAGAUCAGAUGCAUUUGGAAAUUGUUGCACUAAGUCAUACCUCUGGGUACUCCAAACAGCUAGUCCUGAGGGUUCCUUGGGCCUUAGAAUUUUUUCUUCAAAUGUCCUGGUGAGGUCCCUCUCAAUCCUUUGGGGCUGGCUGUGGUGAGUCACUCAGAAGUCUGGCUGUGACCUGGAUGGGCUCAGCAGAGUAUGCUAGUGGUAGUGGGAAAACAGGCAGAGAGAAAGGAGUGUCAGGAGCACUCCCAGCGAGCCUGUUGUAGAUAUUUCCAUUCCCAGAAUAGUGAUUUAUUGUGACAGUCUCAGAACAGACAACAAGAAUUACAGGUAAUUUUCUCAUUCCCUUGAUAUAUUUUUAGCAAAGCUUAAAUCAUGAAUAGAAGGAAAAGAUGCCUUUGGGGAAAUGGAAAACUCAAUCAUUUUAUAAAGCAUACGAAUUAUAAGGAUGACUGGCCAAUAGCACUUCUGCUUUGGUCUUACCUAAAGUUGGGUGGACAAGAAUAAAAGUCCUCAUUUUAUAUCCUUCCAAAAUCAGAUUUAAAUGCUGCCAGCAUCUUAAUGGAAGUCUGAAAUUGAUUGAUAGGAUGUAGAAAUCCAAAUUCACUAAAAUAGGGGGCCAGCUACUGAAAGUCCUAGAAGGAAAAAGUGCCUCGCUUUUUUCUGCCGUUAUCCUACCCCCUAGUCAUCUGGGAAACUGAUCUAUGAAGCUUGAAGAAGGGGCAUUUAAUAUUAGAGUGGUGCAAGAGCAAUGCUGAGCUGCUUUAAGAAGCAGCCUGAGCUUUAGCACUAUUUGAAGGGGAGAAGGUUAAUACUAAUAAUAUUUGUGUUAUUUUUAUGAUAUAUUACUGUUUACAGAACACUUUCAUUUGAUCCCAGCAUCAACUCCUGUGAUAGAGGCAGGGCAGAUGUUGUGGUCUCGUUACAUAGAAUGUAAAACUGAGGUUGAAAAAUACUAAGUGACUUGUCUGUAGUCAAAUGGUUUUUAAAAUUAUAAAGCCAGGCCUUCUGACUGUCUUGUCUAGUGUCCUUUCCAAUUCCUUAAAUACUCAUGGGACUGGAAUCUGGGUAUUCCAGAUUCCAGUUUCUCUUCACAGUGAGACAUCUGGUGAGAAGAGCCGUAGACUUGAUGCUUGUUCAUAUGUCAUGGAUGUGGUGAAGCUAUGAAGACAGAUACUGUUGCUGCUUCAUCCAACUAAGCACCAUUCAUUUUUCAAAUGCUAAUCUAAAAGGGAGUUGUGGCUUCACUCAAGGAGAGUUUCGUUUUCUUUUUCUUUCUCUUUUUUUUUUUUUUUUUUUUUUUGAGACAGGGUCUUGCUCUGUGGCCCAUGGUGCGGUGCGGUGCAGUGCAGUGGUGCUAUCAGCUCGCUGCAGUCUCAAACUCCUAGCUCAAGCAAUCCUCCUCCCUCAGCCUCCCAAGUAGGUAGGACUACAGAUAAAUGCCACCACGUCCAGCAAAUUUUGUUUUGUUUGUUUGUAGAGAUGGGGUCUUGCUAUAUUUCCCAGGCUUGUCUCAAACUCCUGGCCUCAAGUGAUCCUCCCACCUUGGCUGCCUAAAGUGCUGGUAUUACAGACAUGAGCCACUGAACCCAGCUGAGAGCCUCAUUUUCAUUAGCUGUGCUGUGAGGGGUAAUAUGUGCUUCAGGUUUUCUGGAGAAUCCUUCUUGCAGAGAAGUUUCUGAACGAAACUACAGAUUGAUCUGGAUUCAGAACUCCAGGCAGAAGCUGCUUAACAGCAAAAAUCUGGCAUCUUCACUACAUUUUAAGAUUUUAGGUAGAACUAAGAGGGAUCAGAUAUAGAGAGAUAAGGAAUGUGAGAAGGAAAAAGAUAUAGUAGUUUAGCUAAAUUUUUCUUAGAGUUUCUUGGUGGGGCUGGCCAUGAAGUAACUAGUCUGACUCAUUUCUUCUGGGAAGGCUGAAAGAGACACAAAUAGCUUCUCUUUUACCUUGGCUUUAAGGAAAAGCCAUUUUAUUAACAAAAGUAUUAGACACGACUGCAUAAGAAAUUUGCUUUGUGAGAAAAAAGAACAAGGGAAUAGAAGGGUGAGACAGAGAAGGGUGAGAAUUUGGCUUCGUGAGGGCCACCUUUCAGUUGUUUUUGUGCCUUGUUUUUGACAUCAAAACUGAAAUGUUUGUAUUACUGUUGUCCAUGACUUUUUUUUUUCUAUCAGACAUACAAAUUGAAUUUGAUUGUAAUGUUUUAAAUGUAAUAAAGAAUUCUUACCUACA
Messenger RNA from Pongo pygmaeus (Bornean orangutan), 8796 nucleotides. It is a transcript of the gene ILDR2, whose product is annotated as immunoglobulin like domain containing receptor 2. The transcript is spliced from 12 exons. The coding region runs from base 548 to 2587 and encodes 679 amino acids. The record is from RefSeq and is a predicted model, not a curated record. NCBI's taxonomy places the organism in Eukaryota, Metazoa, Chordata, Mammalia, Primates, Hominidae. Gene Ontology annotation, cellular component: membrane. Gene Ontology annotation, biological process: pancreas development.